AUGCGCUUCUACGCCUCGUUUUCUCUAGCCUUUGGGCUUGUGGCUGCCAGCCCAUGUAAGCCGUUGACUUCAGAGAACUCUAGCACGUUCGCUGAGUCCGCGACUUCUACAGUCGAAACUCUCGGUACUGAAACCUCAACUGGAGUUGAAUCUGAGACAUCGACUGCGAUCGACACCACUGUUACUGGCGCCUCAACUUUUGUUGGUUCUGCCACCACCGAAACUACCGAUGUCACUAUCUCGGCUUCUGAGGCGUCGUCUCAAGCGACCUCUGGCUCGACGCUAUUCACAUCAGUGACUUCUGCUGACGCGACCACCGCCGCGUCAACCGAGACAACCGCUGUUCAGACGUCUGCAGCUACGACUACCACUCUUGAGACUUCGACUACAGCUAUGGCAACUACCACCACAUCAGAAGAACCUGCUCCCACUGACCAUCUCCUCAUCGCCGGUCAAGGCGCCGCCCAAGGCCUUCCCCUGAAAUCGACGAAUACAAAUGGCGACUACAUCAUCUUCGGUGAUCGUACCUCAAGAUGGACCGUCGGCCGCUUCGUCGUCGAUCCCACAACAGGAUACCUGACCCGAGACGGCAUUCCUGUCUGCGCCAAGUACCGUUACAUGAAUCGAAGCGCCUCCUUGACUCCUUGCUCGACCGAGUACUACCAGUACGGCACGUCCCGUCUUGUCUGUGCGAGAAACCCUGCAGCAGGUACUGCUCUUCAGUGCUCUGCCGUUAAGUUGGACUGCGUAGCGAACGGACCCGGUGACAGCCAGGCUUGUACUGUUUCGACUGAGGUUGGUUGGACCAAGUUCUUUAUCAGUACCACUAGCGACUACACUGUGUACCUCGGUGCCGACGACUUGGCAUCGCCGUACCUCGCGUCUGUCGACAUUUUUGUUGAUCGAGCUCCCACUCCCGCUACUCCAACAGCGCCUUAG
This is a messenger RNA of Fusarium fujikuroi IMI 58289, 939 nucleotides long. RefSeq lists its product as uncharacterized. The record is from RefSeq and is a predicted model, not a curated record. Bases 1 to 939 code for a protein of 312 amino acids. NCBI's taxonomy places the organism in Eukaryota, Fungi, Ascomycota, Sordariomycetes, Hypocreales, Nectriaceae. The transcript has 2 exons.